Molecule: messenger RNA, 1478 nt
Organism: Manihot esculenta (cassava)
Lineage: Eukaryota; Viridiplantae; Streptophyta; Magnoliopsida; Malpighiales; Euphorbiaceae
Product: KH domain-containing protein At1g09660/At1g09670
Exons: 8
Coding region: 193-1077 (294 amino acids)
Biological process (GO): regulation of mRNA splicing, via spliceosome
Cellular component (GO): nucleus
Molecular function (GO): mRNA binding
Source: RefSeq, a predicted model, not a curated record
CGAAGCAAAGGAUCUUAAGGGUCCUCUUUGAGUAGGGCUUGGUCUCUCGACACACUCCUAUGCUCCUGCAAUAAAAAGGGUAGAGACUCGAGAGGACAUAGGAGCAGUCUUUGGUCCUUAAAUCUCUACCCCCUUUUAUCCGUUUCCUCUCUGCUUGCAUCCACACCCAAGUAAUCUUUUCAUCUGUGUGUGAUGGGAGAGAGAUUCCUACCUGGGAGUUACUUCCAGUACACUCCCUCUGGUGCCCAUCAGGCUUCUCCUCAUAGGUCCAGUUCUCUUCCUUCAGAUCGUGAAAGAUACUUGGCUGAAUUAUUGGCAGAGAAGCAAAAGCUAGUUCCCUUUAUACAAGUUCUACCACAAUGUAGUAGGCUUCUUAAUCAAGAAAUCAGACGAGCCUCGGCUUUCAGUCAAGGUUUUGUAGAUCGUGAAAGAUAUGAACAUGAGAGUCUGUACAGGUCAUUAGGUCAACAGCCCAAUGGAAGAUCGAUGGAUUUGGAAGCAUGGUCUGGGAUUCAAACAGAGGAAAAUGGGCAUCUUCAAAGAAUGGCCUCAUUUCAGGCUGCUUCAAUGGGCUGGCCUGGUGUCCCUGGAGUCCAAAGUACACCUGUCAUAAAGAGAGUGGUCAGACUUGAUGUUCCUGUUGACAAAUAUCCAAAUUAUAAUUUUGUCGGCCGUAUACUGGGACCGCGUGGAAAUUCCUUGAAAAGAGUUGAAGCCAUGACUGAAUGCAGGGUUUAUAUAAGAGGCAAGGGGUCUGUCAAGGAUUCUGUAAAGGAGGAGAAGCUAAAAGAUAAACCUGGAUAUGAACACCUGAAUGAACCACUGCAUGUGUUGGUGGAGGCUGAAUUUCCAGAGGAUAUAAUAAACUCGCGCUUGGAUCAUGCUAUAGCAAUACUCGAAACUCUCAUGAAGCCUGUGGAUGAAUCGUCGGAUCACUAUAAAAAGCAGCAACUAAGGGAAUUAGCCAUGCUUAACGGUACCCUAAGGGAGGAAAGCCCAAGUAUGAGUCCGAGCAUGAGUCCUAGCAUGUCACCCUUUAACACUACAGGAAUGAAACGUGCCAAGACAGGAAGAUAACCUUACAUUAGGUUGAUGGAUGAUUUGUUAAUUGCUGCAUCACAGCAACUGAUUGAUACAAGUUCUUGGUAGCUUCUUUAUGCAUUUCUGUUUCUCACCACCUUGGGAGCUCUGACUAUUCAGGAAAGGCUACUUGCUCGGACUCUGGAUUAGGUUUUGUUUGCUUCACUAGAUUUGUUCAAUAUGGUAUUGCAUUUAUCUAUAGUAUUUAAUUCUUUGUUUCUUGUAUUAUUAUUCCUUUGAAACAUGAAAUUAGUUAUUUCAUUGGUUAAAUCAGCUAAUGUCUUGUAAUCUCUUAAUCUUUUCAAAUCCUCUUGACUUCUAAAUGUAUUAGAGGAUUCUUGGCAUUGAUAAUUCUGUUAUGUGAUAAACGUCUCUCUAUAAUUCCAACUUGCUGAACU